Messenger RNA from Desarmillaria tabescens, 762 nucleotides. RefSeq lists its product as uncharacterized. NCBI's taxonomy places the organism in Eukaryota, Fungi, Basidiomycota, Agaricomycetes, Agaricales, Physalacriaceae. The record is from RefSeq and is a predicted model, not a curated record. The transcript has a single exon. Bases 1 to 762 code for a protein of 253 amino acids.
AUGAUGUACCUGGAGGUGAUGAUGAUGCUGCUGCUGCUGCUCGCUACCACGACACUUGUGGCCGUCUUUUAUUGGAGGAAGGGCAUGGUGGAGGGUACUGGUGAGUGUGCUGGUUGUCAGUGGGAAAGGGUGGAGCUGACGGUACCGGCAGAAGAGCGAUGCCCUGACCCUGUGCCUGUAACCAAGGCUCAGUCUGCGAGGAGCAAAGAGAGGAGACGACGAGGCAAGGACCCGUUCAAGGGCGUCAAGGGCAAGAAGAUGCUGGAGAAGCUAGAAGUGACGAGGAGUGUGUCGAGCUCGAGUCGGGAGGAGCCUGACACACCUGCGUCGCCGACGACUACCCUCCCGCCCUCGUCACCGUCAGAGCCUGACGUGGAGCUCUGUCCCGAAUCGAUACCCGAGGAACCCAUCGAGUUUCCCACGCUAAACAGCACGCCGACGCAGCUGCUCGAGGAAGCGCGUCAGAGGGAGGAGCAAGCGCGAGAGUCGCUGGAGCGAUAUGAGGAGAUGAUGCGGUGGGAGAGGGAAGGGUGGAGGCGGCGAGAGGCAGAGAUGCAGGCGCAGAUUCACCAGUUAAUGUACCAGAUGCAAGCGUAUGCUGCACUGGUGACGCCGAAUAUCGGGGCGUGGUACCCGCUGGAGAGAGGAAGACGGAGGAGAAGAGACGAUGCUGAUGACGACGACGACGAUGUGAGCGAGUUGCUGGUCGACGCGAUAUUGAAGCGGCCAGAGAGGAUUAUCAGGAAGCGAGCGGCGUCAUAG